AUGUUGAGGGAUAGAGAAAUGAGUCAUUAUCAGGCUCGCAGCUUAGAGCUUGAAGUUGAAGGGGAGCCACUCUUGGAUGCAAAUGCUUUGAAAGCAUUGAUCCACCUAUUACGAUUAGCGCAGAGCUAUUGCAGUUUACUGGAGUAUUUUGUAAAUUCUUCUUUGCUUCUAUCUCCAAACUCUGCAUCCCAGGCUCAGCUACUUGUUCAGCCUGUUGCAGUUGGUUUAUCAAUUGGGUUAUUUCCUGUUCCAAGAGACCCAGAGGUGUUUGUCCGUAUGCUGCAGUCUCAGGUUCUGGAUGUAAUACUUCCUGUCUGGAACCACUCUAUGUUUCCAAAGUGUAAUCCGGGUUUCAUUGCCUCUAUUGUUUCGCUUGUUACUCAUGUAUACUGUGGUGUUGGAGAUGUGAAGUGCAAUCGCAAUGGAAGUACAAACCAACGCUAUAUAGCACCCCCACCUGAUGAAGCUACUAUUGCCACAAUUGUGGAGAUGGGUUUUAGCAGGGCAAGAGCAGAGGAAGCACUGAGACGGGUGGAAACAAACAGUGUUGAGAUGGCCAUGGAAUGGUUGUUUAAAAUUCUUAACAAACUUGCUUCUUCUUUGCGGUCUUUCUUGACUGCUCUUGUGAAAGGAUUGACUUCGCCAAACCAUCAAAGAACUGAAACUGGGUUAUUGAGUUUAGCUUCAAAGAGCAUUGGAACUGCAUUGGCUACAAGUCAAUUGUUAUGGACACUGCCUUACUCUAUUCCAGCAUCUGGUAUUAAUCAAGGGAAAGGUGUUGAGGGAAGCAAGUUGUCUCACAGUCCAUGGCUGCUUGAUACAUGGCAGAGCUAUUGCAGUUUACUGGAGUAUUUUGUAAAUUCUUCUUUGCUUCUAUCUCCAAACUCUGCAUCCCAGGCUCAGCUACUUGUUCAGCCUGUUGCAGUUGGUUUAUCAAUUGGGUUAUUUCCUGUUCCAAGAGACCCAGAGGUGUUUGUCCGUAUGCUGCAGUCUCAGGUUCUGGAUGUAAUACUUCCUGUCUGGAACCACUCUAUGUUUCCAAAGUGUAAUCCGGGUUUCAUUGCCUCUAUUGUUUCGCUUGUUACUCAUGUAUACUGUGGUGUUGGAGAUGUGAAGUGCAAUCGCAAUGGUGGGUCAGGAAGUACAAACCAACGCUAUAUAGCACCCCCACCUGAUGAAGCUACUAUUACCACAAUUGUGGAGAUGGGUUUUAGCAGGGCAAGAGCAGAGGAAGCACUGAGACGGGNAAAAUAA
Messenger RNA from Ilex paraguariensis (yerba mate), 1254 nucleotides. Lineage: Eukaryota; Viridiplantae; Streptophyta; Magnoliopsida; Aquifoliales; Aquifoliaceae. The record is from the annotation of a GenBank genome assembly.